Messenger RNA from Zasmidium cellare ATCC 36951, 1239 nucleotides. RefSeq lists its product as uncharacterized. NCBI's taxonomy places the organism in Eukaryota, Fungi, Ascomycota, Dothideomycetes, Mycosphaerellales, Mycosphaerellaceae. The transcript has a single exon. The record is from RefSeq and is a predicted model, not a curated record. The coding region runs from base 1 to 1239 and encodes 412 amino acids.
AUGCAAGAGGAAACGUAUCACGCGGUUGGCUCCUACGAGGACUGGGAAGACGACGAGGAAGAAGAAAGUGACGGUGAGGGCCUGUACUAUCCUGGCUCCGACCAAACGUCGUCCCCUCGAGGCGCCUACACAUCACGCGAAAUGUUCGCACGCCCCUCCCACUACACCAGAAUUUCGUCCGAUUGCGAUCCACAGUCACAAGCACCUCUCUUCCGCCUGCCCCCUGAACUAAGGGCUUGUAUCUACGACUACGUGGUUGGCUCUGGCACGAUCCAUGUGACCACAAGAAGCUGCACUUUCAUGGACAGGUAUCUCACGGCUGGCUUUGGACACCAGAUGAUCGGCGACUGGAAUGGCCCCGAGGGGGAGACCUUUCAAAAGUCGACGUACUCAGUCUGUUCAGAUGGUAAUUACUGGAAAGAAGCUUAUGCGCGAAGCAAACUUGGUGAGUUUGACUACCGCCGAGACCUGAGGCACAUGGGUCCAUGUGCUCGGGCUGCAGACGACCUUCAAGACGAAACCCUGGCCACGAUUCUAUUGCAGACCUCGAUGCGCCCCAAAGGCGACGCUGGCUGGCGUCAAUUUAGGGCAGAUCACGAUGACCGGUUGUCCGCCCUCAAGCAGCGGCAUGCACGCUCUGCUCUGGAUUUGAAUCUCUUGCAAACAUGCCGACUGAUCUACCAAGAAGCUUGGAAGCUACCUUUCCUCAACUACACCUAUGACAUUCCAGGUGAACUGCAGCGGACCUUCGUCUCAAAAGUACUAUUUCAACACCAAGCCAGCGCCAUUCAGUCGCUCCGUGUCGAUGAGCUCCUACAGAUCACGGACCUAAACUACAUGUUAGGCGAGUUCCCGAGCUUGAAAAAGUUGCAAAUCAUGCUUCUAACACACCAACCAAUCUACGGAUUGGAGUCCCAUUUCCGGACGUUCUUUUCUCUGAGCAAGAUAGAGUCCGUUCAGGGAAUUCUUACCUGCGUGAGUGCUACAGGUUAUGAGGCAAAGCCUGCAGAGGCCGAGCAAAUGGAGAAAUUCUUGGUGAAGACGGAGAAUCGAGGGCGGGGCCUUGCUAGACGUAAAGAAAUUAGCGAACGCGUGAGAGCGGGAAUCGAACAAGGUCUAUGUGUAAUAGAUGGCUAUCUGACGGAAGAUUCAGCCAGCGAUAAUGAUGAUGCUGAGGACGGCGGUCGGGAUGGGGAUGAUGAUGUUGGUAGUGAAGAUUAUAUUUCUGAUAUCGCCUGA